GAAGGGUUUAAGCCUUUGUCCUCCCAAAAAUCUCUGCGCGGCUUCCUCUCUCUCUUCUUCCAGUUUUGACUUCCUAGUAAAAAUCGGAAAUUAGAGAGCUCGGAAUCAGAAUCAGAAUCAGGGAGUUUUCAAAACCCUAAAAAAAAAAAGCGUAGUGCCGUGAUCAUGGCGACUCCAGCUGAUUCUAGGGCUGUCAAGUCGCUCAACAACUCUGAGGGAACGAAUAAAUUUAAGUACAAGAGUCCCGGUGAGAAAAUGGAAGACACUAAAACACAAGUCGUCAAUGUCUUCAAGACCUUGGAGAAGGUCAAGGCUGAGCCUUCAGAGGGUUCCACCUUUCUCAAGGAUCGCCUCGUAGAAUUAAGGGAACUGGAUAUAGCAGAAUAUUUUAUUUCAUUCUAUGAAAAGAUGCUGCCUUUUGUUCAAACUCUUCCGUUGGUUAUCUCUCAGAAAGAAAUAAUCUUCUCAACGCUUGUCUCUGAAUUACACAUGAAAGCAAGAUUCUCUCUGGACGCCUUUCUCCGGUUGAUUGAUGCUUUAUCCAGAGAUCUCUUGGACAGCUUUAUUCCCUUCCUUCCUCGGCUUGUUAACUCCUUAGUGACACUCCUGAAAAAUGGUGCUCAGAAAGAGCCAGAGAUUGUUAAGCAGAUAUUCGUAUCUUGGUCGAACAUAGUAAAGAACCUGCAGAAGUAUCUCAUAUGCGACAUCGAAGGUGUUCUCAGGGAUACACUGGAGCUGAGGUACUACCCACAAGAAUCUAUCAACGAAUUGAUGUCACGUUCGAUGGCACUUUUGUUGAGGACUGCACGGGAUGAGCAACGCGAGAUAGGGAUCAAGAGGAUCCUUUCUGAACUUGCUGACCCACUGAAAAAAUGUGGAGGAGCUAUUCUACUAUAUCAUGUUAUGAUGAGGGAUGCUUCUGGGAAAAGUCUCCAUUCCAAAGCUGGGAAAGCUUUGAGUUUCUUGCUGAAAGAUUCAACAUUGUCCUCUUCUGUUGAUUCUCCUCAGGGUUCUGGUAAUACAGUAGAAGCUGUGAGUUCAGCUUUGCAAAGAAUAUGCGAGGCAACUAAAGCAGAAGAAUUAACCGUUAUGUGGGACUGCUUGUAUAAAGAAACAAAGAGAUCAAUCAAAAACAAAAACUCAGCUCAUUUGACCCGACUCUUGACACUGCUUACUUCAGCUGUUAGGGUUAGGAAAGGUCUCAAAGUUUAUGAUUACCGAUAUUUGGUUGGACUUGUGAGCCAGAUUGUCUCAACUUUUAUGGAUUCCUCUGAUAUUCUCGGUAAAUCUUUGGGACUGAUGUUAUGCACCCUUGACAUACCCAGUGAUGUCAAUGAGCUGGAAUCCAUUGCUUCACAAUGGACCCCCAUUUUUUCCUUGAAGACUUCAAGUUUGCUGAGCUUCUUGCGGGGAUUGCUAGAGAAGAAGGAUAAAUUAAUAGUGCAAGCCUUUACCAGUAAUAUAUUAAGUUCGAUCAACAAUAUGAUUACGGGGUCUUCGGAGGAGGUUAUUCCUCUCUUACUAUUAUUGUGUGAGAAGCAGCAAGCAAGCCACGACAAGGUGGAUAACGUAUAUGGAUCAUUUGAGAGUAUUCAGGAGUUCUUAGAAGACAAGAUUAAGAAGAUUCAAACGAAUAUGGAGAAUACAGGACUAGCUCAUACUGAUGAGUCUGAGUUGGCUAUUGUUUGGGGAGCUGUCAAUUGUUUUCCCUAUUUCAAAGUGGAUUCAUCACUACUGAUUCGCUUCAAGAAUACUCUGAAACACAAGUUGGCAGCCUCAGUUGUGAACGCUUCUAGUUCUCAGGAACUGAUGUGGCAGAGCUUACUUGGUGCUACUUUGAGGUCAUGUCUCAAAAUCAGUUCUACUGGAAGACUCAUCCACAGUGAUGUAGAGGAAGCUUUGUCUCUUGCUAAAUGUUACAAGUCAUGUGUACAAGUUCUGUCUCCUGUGGCCGAUUAUUUGGAUUUUGUGUAUAGACCUCUAUUAGCUAACGAUGGUAACUCUAAGCCAUGUACAGAACUCCAAGCAAAAAAUGCUGAAGAUGCCUUUGACAUAUUUUCUGAAAAUUUACGUCACCCCCAUAAAGACGUCCGUGUUAUGACUUUAAGGAUCUUAUGCCAUUUUGAACCUUUGUCUCCUGACCCUUGUGUUGAAGAGCAUCGUCCAAUGAAGAAGAAGCUGAAAAUUGAAGUGGUUCAAAAGUCUUCCUCUGAAACGAAUGUUCUUCAGUUAUUGAAAAUAGUUGAAGAGCGUCAUCACCCAUUAUCCACUGGAAAUGAAUUGGCAACAAUACAAAAUGAUCUCUCUGCUGGCAGGAUACAUGAUGCAUAUGUGCCGCUUGUAUUCAAUGGAAUGAUAGGUCUUUUUCAUAGAAACAAGGAAUCUACUGAAAUAUGGGAACCAGCAUCUAAGUGUCUUGCUCUUCUUAUGACGAAGCAAACGGGAGCAGUGUGGAAUGAUUUUGUUCAUUAUUUGGGCCAGUGCCAACUAAAACUUGAAGCACUCCACAGCCAUGAUGAGAAUGAAAACUACAGCAUUUCACAGAAGCAUAGUGGUCUGAUGGAGAGGUUUAAUUCAUUUCUCUUCCAGCCGUAUAAUGGUACACCUACUGCAGAUGUAGCAUCUCUGUUGCUAAAGACCUUACAGAAAGUUCCCAAUGUUGCUCAGUCUCAUGCCUCUGAUAUUCUCCCUCUGCUAUUGAAAUUUAUGGGGUACAACACUGAAAAUCCUAUGAGGGUCGGAUUAUAUGACGGUGGGGUUUGUAAAGGAGAGAAGUGGAAGGGGCUGCUUAAACAGUGGUUGACUUUGCUGAAGCUGAUGAAGAACCCGAGGUCGUCACGUUUUAGUCAAUUUGUAAACGACGUUUUGCAGUACAGGUUCUUGGAUGAUAAUGAUGCUGAAAUACAAAUGAGUGUCCUAGAGUGCCUUGUGUUGUGGAAUGACUAUUUACUCCCACACCGCCAUCGUUUGGAGAAUCUGAUUAAACGUAAAAAACUGAAAGAAGAGCUCACGGCCUUCUCCAAGGACAUUGAAGAAGCUCACAGAUCUCAUUUUGUUUCUCUUGUAAUUAGAAUACUUACUCCAAAAGUUAGGAGUUUGAAGGACUCAGCGUCGCGUAAGGGUACAAGUAUCCGUAACAGAGAGGCAGUUCUUCGCCUUAUUUCUCGGCUGGAUGUUAAUAAAAUUUCCCUGUUCUUUGCAUUGUUGAUGAAGCCUUUGAACAUCAUAUCAGAUGAAGCAACGGACUUGUUUUGGAGCUCAGGCAAAAGCUCUCUGGAUUAUUUCCAAAAGUCCAAGUUCACGAAAUAUAUUAACGUAGAUGCUCUUUCUACCUUAUCCUGGAAGAUGAGAUCUGGUUUUCUUCAUGUCAUCCAACACAUACUCGAAGUCUUUGAUGUAUUCCGUGUCCGACCAUUUCUAGGCUUUCUUAUGGGAUGUGUUGUCCGCCUAUUGGCAAACAACGCUCCAACUAUCAAUGAAGAAAGUAAUAUUGAUACAGAGAUUGUCUCAACAAAUCACGACCAGGCUGGCACUUCUUUAAAUCAGUUUAAAAAGUUGAGAUCCUUAUGUCUGAGGAUUAUUGCUCAUGUUCUUAAAAAGUACGAGGAUUGUGAACUUGGCUCUGAGUUCUGGGACCUAUUCUUUUCAGCGGUGAAUCCGUUGAUCAAGAGUUUUAAGCAGGAGGGUUCUAGCAGUAAGAAACCAAGCUCACUGUUCACAUGCUUCCUGUCAAUGAGUAAAUGCCCCAAUCUCGUCACCUUCUUAUGUCGGGAAGAGUCUCUUGUUCCAGACAUUUUCUCAGUUCUAACAGUCACCACAGCUUCAAACCAUAUAAAGUCCUCUGCCUUGAGUUUCAUAAAGAAUCUGCUGAGCCUUGAGAAAGACGAUGUCUUAAAUCCAUACAUAGACGCACUGAUUAACAACUUACAUUCUCUUUUCCGUGGAGAUAUUUUGAGAAGGAAAUCAUUCAAGUAUCAUGGAGAAGGAGAGAUUAAGAUUGUUAAACUGUUGUCGAAGCAUAUCAGAGAUGAAUCUCAUGUUAUGAAGUAUUUGGACAUCUUUCUGUCUUUCUUGGUUAAACGUGUGAAAUUGUCUGCAGAUAUUCAUCGUGAGGCUUUACUAGCCAUUCAAGACAUCACAUCGUUGCUUGGGAGUGAGAGUACUAACAAAAUCAUAGAUACAGUCUCUCAUCUGCUUGUUGACGCUAAACCUAAUGUCCGAUUAUGCAUUUGUAACCUUCUUGAGUCUCUUGCAAAAGUCGACGUUUCUCUAGAUCGAGUGGCGAAAUGCAUCAGCGAUAUGAAUGCAACCUCACCCAUGGAAGUUGAUGACCUUGACUAUGAAACAAUAAUGGACGCUUAUGCGAAGAUUGAUGUGGAUUUCUUUAACGAAUCCUCGGAGCAGCACAUGAUGAUCAUUAUCUCACAGAGUCUAUACAACAUAGCAUCAAAAGAAGUUACCUUAAGGGAUUGCGCAUGUAACCUCUUAUGCACUUUUAUUGAAUUUUCAGCCUCUAUACUUGACCAAGAGGCCUCAGCUCACUCUGACAUUGGUAAAGAGGUUUCAAAAUCUGUUGCAAGCUGGACAGGCGAUCGCGUGUUGUGGAUUAUGAAUAAGUUUAUUCUGAAACACAUUGGCGAUGCAGUAAACAAAGGAAUCUCAAGUGGAAAGGGGGAGAUUCUUUUGAUACGCAAAAUGGUGAUGAGCCUUCCAGAUUCCGGGAAUCUUGCUGCCUUCAGACCUUUGUGCUCUGAAAACGAUGACCUUGAUUUCUUUAAAAACGUCUUUAACAUUCAGGCACACCGUAGAGCAAAUGCAGUUAAACGUUUUGCCAAAGAGAUCAAAGAUAGCAUUGAUCUGCCUGAGGGAGUUGUGAGAAAACUCUUGGUCUCAAUCUUUUUCAACAUGUUGCUUGAUGGACAAGAAAGAAAAGCUCAAGAUAGAAAAGGUGGAGUUAAAAAGGGUCAAAAUAGUAAAGAUGAAAAUGUCUUUGGUGCAUGCGUAGAAGCCCUUGCAUCCCUGUCUGCUCAUAUGAGUUGGAACACGUACGACGCUCUACUGGAUCGGUGUUUCCAUGAGAUGAAGAAGUCUACGGACAAGAGCAAGCGUCUGUUGAAUCUCGUCUGCUUGAUUUUGGACAAGUUUCAUUUUGCAAAAGGUAGUGGUUACGCACAGGAGGGUCACGAGGUUUGCCUUGAGAAAACCUUGUACCCGAAGAUACUGGAGCUGUUGGAUUCUGAGUCUGAUGGCCUUAAUGUCAACGCCUAUGUAGCUGCUGUGAAGGUUCUAAAGCUACUUCCCAAAGAGAUAAUGGACUCAAAAAUAGAUUCUUUAGUCUCUAAACUUUCCAAUCUUUUGAGGAGCCCGAUGGAUAGCACACGUGAGAAUGCCAGAAAGGCUCUGGCUACUUGUCUGAAGGAGCUUGGCCUGGAGAAUUACUUGCAACUUGUCGUUAAGAAACUAGAAGGAGCUGAGGUGCAUGUCCUGGGGUACACUGUCCACUACAUGUUAUCGAAGUGCCUGCCCAGUCCUACGGGGUGGAAGUUGGAUCAUUGUUUGGAAGAUCUUCUUAAUGUGGUGGAAGCCAAUAUCCGUGGAGAUGUUGAUGAACAGAAAGAGGAUAAGAAAGAUUCAGUGAUGAGGAGGAGGAAGAAGAAGAAAAUAGAAAACAGAAAAAGCAGGUCAGUUGACACUCUGAGAUUGAUUGCUGAAAAUGUAACAUUCAGAAGCCAUGCAUCCAAGUUACUUUCUCUGGUUACUAGGCAGCGGCGGCAGGGGCCUAUGACUUCAAAGUUAAAAUCAACACUUGAGGAUAUGUUAAAGCAUAUUGCAACUGGUUUUGAAGGCAAUCCUUCUGUUGAUCAAGGAGAUCUUUUCUGUUUUAUAUAUCACCGUGUUGACGACAACGAGAGUGGCCUUAGAGGUCCAGUGUCUUCUCAGCCAUCCAAAAAGAAAAGGAAACUGAGACAUAUUGAAAACACUUGUGGUACAAAGUCAUGUCCACAUCUCAUUACCGUGUUUGCUCUGGACUUAUUGCGCAAUAGACUGAAGAGAAUCCAACCUAACAGUACUAACGAAGAGCUGGUGUCCAAGUUGGAUCCGUUUGUCAAACUACUUGUUGGUUGUUUGAGCUCUGUGUAUGAAGACGUUAUAUCUUCAUCUAUUAGAUGUUUCACUGCAUUGUUAAGGCUUCAACUGCCUUCCUUCAAGUCUGAAGCAGGUGAAGUGAAAACCAAAGUGUUAGCCAUUGCCCAGUCUGCAGUGAGUUCCGGUAGUCCUCUUGUGCAGUCAUGCCUUAGGCUGUUAACAGCUCUUGUCAGCAAUGACAACUUCAAAUUAUCAUCUGAGGAGUUGAAAAUGUUGAUUCAGUUCCCUAUGUUUUCUGAUCUGGAAUCGGAUUCCUCUGUUGCUUCUCUUUCACUUCUCAAGGCCAUUGUGAAAAAGAAGCUUAAAGUUCCGAAGAUAUAUGAUAUUGCCGACCAGGUUUCAAGGUUGAUGAUAACACAUCAGGAUGAAUCAAUCCGCAAUAUAUGUGGAACAAUACUGGUAGAGUUUUUGGUCAAUUAUGCACUUUCUGAGAAACGCCUAGAAGGACGUUUUCACUUUCUGUGGAAAAAUCUGAGCUAUGAACAUCCAACUGGAAGAGAAGCAGUUCUUGACGUUCUUCAAAAGCUUAUCGAUAGAUUCCCAAACCAUAAUCCCGGAAAGCAGUCAAGAUCUUCUCUAGGCCACCAGUCAGUUCUUGACCAGCAGUCUCAAAUCUUGUUUGUUGAGCUUGCUUGUCGUUUGGAAACAGAAAAUGACAAAAAAUUGCUGGCCAAGAUAAGUGAUGUGAUCAAACUUCUCAUAGGUUGCAUGAGUAAUUAUAAUUCCAAUCUUGAGCUCUGUAUCGGUUGGUAUAAGCAGGAGAACUCACGGGUUAAAGCAGCAAAGGUAUUGAAAUUAUUCAUUGAAGUCAAUAAAAAGUUUGAGUGCAGGACAGUGUUGCAAGAGGCUGAAACGAUUUUGGAGGCUGCUGUGAAGUUGCAAAACACUGUUGAGGAAGGCAGUAUUCCCUUAUGGAAGGACGCAUACUACUCUCUGGCUAUGAUAGAGAAGAUGCUCGAGCACGAUCCUGACUUAUGUUUUCAAGAAUAUUUUAAGGGUGUUUGGAUAAUGGUGUUUGAGUUGUUGUUGCACCGACAUGAGUGGUUGCAAACUAUAACAUGCCGGCUCCUGAACUAUUAUUUCAAGAAACUAACCGAGUCUACAGAAGCUGGCUCCCUUCUUGGUAAGCCAAGUAGCCUUUUCAUGGUAGCUGCUUCUCUUUGCUUCCAGUUAAACCUAAAGGUGGACCGCAACACAUUCGUCAACAAGAACAGUGAUGCAAGUGCAAAAGAAGACAAGAAAAAAAAUGGUGCCACUGAAGAAGAUUAUCUCACAGAGAAUCUUGUUUUCGCAGUCACUGGUCUUCAUUCAAUGAUUGGACAAACAGAUGAUGAGUACUGGUCAAGUCUUGACAAUGACGAGCAAGCGAAGUUCCUAGAAGCCUUUCUAGUAUUUGAUUCAGGGAAAGUAAGGUCUACUUUUCUGGGCCUUACUAGUUCAGGCAACAUGGAAGGCCAAGAUGAUGUUAGAAACGUAUUGGUCGGAAGCUUGCUCAAAAGAAUGGGGAAGCUUGCGUUUGAUGUGGACUCUCAUCAGAUGAGGAUAGUGUUCAACGUCUAUAAAGAGUUUGCCUCAAACUUGAAUCAAGAAGAGUGUCGCCUAUACGCCUUCAGGAUUCUGCUUCCGUUGUACAAAGUUUGCCAAGGGUUUACAGGGAAAGUCAUCACAGAUGAGUUGAAACAGCUAGCUGAAGAAGUGAGAGACUGUGUUAGGGACAAGGGUCUAGGCGUUCAGAUGUUUGUGCAAGUCUACAGCGAAAUAAAAAAGAGUUUGGAAGUGAAAAGGGAGAAGAGGAGGCGAGAAGAGAAGAUCAUGUCCGUGGUGAACCCUGAGAGAAACGCAAAGAGGAAACUGAAGUUAGCUUCGAAGAACAAGGCUAACAAGAAGAGGAGGAUCAUGAGGUGUAAAAUGGAUAGAUGGUCACGCUCUUGAGCUCCCAUAACCAUAUUUAAGCCAUCACUAGUUUAUUAUUGCUCCAAAAAGAAAAGUUUUUAAUUAUAUAAGUUAUCAUCAGAUAACAUCAAAGAUCAUUACACUAGAUGUAGUGUUUUCUCAACCAUUUGUGAUUCUUUUUCAGUUUUAUCAGUUUGAAUUUCAACUUA
Messenger RNA from Raphanus sativus (radish), 8249 nucleotides. RefSeq lists its product as uncharacterized. The transcript is spliced from 28 exons. NCBI's taxonomy places the organism in Eukaryota, Viridiplantae, Streptophyta, Magnoliopsida, Brassicales, Brassicaceae. Gene Ontology annotation, cellular component: 90S preribosome; small-subunit processome; nucleolus. The record is from RefSeq and is a predicted model, not a curated record. The coding region runs from base 166 to 8079 and encodes 2637 amino acids.